AGUUGUGAGAGAUUGCAUCAAUCAGACAGACUUAAGCUCUGCUACUUCCUCCAGCAUUUAUUCUUUUUUGAAGCUCUUUUUAUUCAACUUCAUUGUUGAUUAACUGAAAGUUGUUCCUAAAAUUAAAUACGUGAAAAAAAUUCAUUUAAAUUGUGUCAAAAAAGUGCAAAUUAAGUGCAGUUGCUUAUAAAGUUUCCUUGAUUCCUUAUCAGUGACAAUGAAAUCAAACGUUGAUGCGCUUAUGAAGUUUUUUCUUUUAUUAUGCUUCAUUCAUGCAACAGAAGCACAAACUGCAAAAUGUUUCUACAAAUAUAAAUAUUACGAGACUAAGAGCUUCAAAACCACAAACACUUCUUAUUAUAGAUGUGAUUUGGACACAAAACAAGGAAAUUACAAUGAAAAGCUCAUGAGAAUUGAUGGACAACAUGGAACUGGGCAUAGCGAUGCUGAUGUAAAAUGGAUUAUUUCUUAUAAAAACCACAAACUAAGAACAUUUUCAUCAAUUUUCUGUCAAAAGUUUCCAAAUCUUGAACUUAUUCAGAUUAAUGAUGCAGAACUGGAAUUAAUUGAUGAAGAUUCGCUGUCGAAUUGCAUGAAUUUGGAUCGAUUGUCCUUGUUUGGCAACAAAAUUCGAGAAGUUCCAGAAAAUUUGCUGACUCAAAACUUAAACUUGACUUAUUUAUGGAUAUCUAACAAUCAACUGACAUCGUUGCCUGAAAAUUUGUUCCUCAAUCAAAAGGAACUUGAGGAAUUGUAUUUAUAUUAUAAUGAAAUAACGUUCCUGCCGAGCAACAUUUUUCGUCCACUUGCCAAGCUUCAAGUGCUUUAUUUGAACAACAACAAGCUUCAGUCAAUCAAUCCAGAAUGGUUUGUGACUUUGCUGAAUUUAAAGUGGUUAGGUUUGCAAGGCAAUCAAAUUGUGGAAAUUCCAUCAAAAGCUUUUGCAGCUCUCAGAAAUUUGGAAAAAUUGUGGCUUUUUGAAAACAGAAUUAAAACUUUAAAAUCGGACAACUUUUAUGGUCUACAAAACUUGAAAACAUUAAGUUUGCAUACCAAUGAAAUUUCAGAUCUGCCUGUUGGUGUUUUCACAAAGUUGAACAAUUUACAAGAUUUGAAUUUAAAGAACAACAAAUUGACAUCAAUCCACUCAGAUUCCUUCGGUGUUUCCAAUAAUUUGACCAAACUUUGGCUUGUCAACAACAAAAUUAGCUCAAUUGAUCCAAAAUUCAUCGACAACACAGCAGUUUCAAUCCUCAACAUGACAAACAACAUCUGCAGUCAAACAGAGUCUAAAAGGAGAUCGGAAGUUGUAAAUAAUUUAAAGGAUUGCUUUGUCAAUUACCGGCCUCGCUCAGUUCAAGUUCCAAACUCAUGUGGACGAUCAGUCAUGCCACAAGGAAACAUCAUCGGUGGAGCCGAAAUCAAACGCAACUCAUAUCCAUGGAUUGCAGCUUUGAUGAAGCCAACUGGACAAUUCUUCUGUGGUGGCACUCUCGUGUCGAGUCGCAAAGUUGUCACAGCCGCACAUUGCAUUCAAAACAAAGGCGAAACUCAACAAUUAUUGCCAAGUUCAGUCAUUGUUCUACUUGGAUUUCAUGAUCUUAGUAAUUCAAUUGAAGUCGGGCGAGUUCCUUAUGCAGUUAAAGCUAUCAACAUUCAUUCCGAUUGGAAUCCAUACACAACUUCUUAUGAUGCUGACAUUGCUGUAUUGGUGCUUGAUCAUGAUGUCAUAUUUAAUAAUUAUAUCCAGCCAAUCUGCAUGACAUCAACCGAUCCAAGGAUUGUAGAAAUGACUGAAGGUGCUGUUGUUGGAAAUGGAAAAGGAGGAGAAGCCAAUGAAUAUGAAAAUAUUCCAAAAAUCCUCAAAAUGCCGAUCCAAACUGCUCGUCACUGCACUGAGAAAGACAGCACAUUUCAACAGCUUUUAACUGGACGAACAUUUUGUGCUGGAAAUGGAACUGGUCAAGGAGUGUGUACUGGUGAUAGCGGAAGUGGAUUUGUUGUACAAAUUGGAAAUUCUUUUUAUUUACGUGGAAUUGUGUCAGCCUCACUUGGUGAUUCAAUACUUGGAUGUGAUGUCGAUUCCUAUUCUGUCUUUACAGAUGCUUUAAAGUACAUCAAUUGGAUCAAAGCUUAAAAGGCGCUGACAUAAGCUGUCUGUUUUAUGGAACUUUGAGUCCAAGAUAUGGACGAGCUACGCACGAUGAAUUUUUCAAUUGGACUUUUGUGCCAUUCGAAGCUGAAAAAUAAUGAUUAUUAUUUAUUUAAUCAGUUAAUUUGAUCAAAUUGAAGUAAAAAGCUUAAUUUAAAAUUUCCGUUUAUUUUUCAUUUGCUACCGUAGCUGACCAAUUUAAUAGCCUUUGUCAUUUCACCUUUUUCUUUGCUUAAAAAAUGAUUCUUAAAGUUUUGGUAAUUUUUG
This is a messenger RNA of Chironomus riparius, 2419 nucleotides long. The record is from the annotation of a GenBank genome assembly. Lineage: Eukaryota; Metazoa; Arthropoda; Insecta; Diptera; Chironomidae.